AUGGAGGCCGAUCCGUCUCAGCAGACACAGCCUGCAACUCAGCAGGUCCUGGAUCCACGUCGACUAGGCAGGAACAAUUCGGGUCUCAAUGACGGUGAUAUUGCCGAUGUCUUGGUCAUUCUCCACCCAGCUACUCCUACAGCCAUUCGGAUUGUCGAGCAGACAGCGCAAGAUCGACCCGAGCAUGUGCUCUUCCGCAAUUCACUCGAUUCCAUGAGUAGUUCCAUCACCGAUGUUGAGGAGCAGGAGACAUUCAUCAUCAACGCUCCAGAGGGACGACAAGGUACCAGCUCGCGGGCUGGCGCAGACCUGGCUCUACGCAUGUCAUCCGCGAAGAGGUUGAAGUUCAAGCCGCUCGGAUUUAUAUUUGGACGCAAUCACCAGAGCGCCGAUGUUAUCUUUGGCCAGGACUCCGGCAAGAGGAUAAGCAACCAACACUUCCGCAUAUAUCUGAAUGCGGAUGGUCUUCUCAUGCUCGAUGACAUGUCCACCAAUGGCACCAUAGUCGACGAUGCACUCCUGAAGUGCAAGGAUCCACGCUUCAGUAAGAUGCGGAUGCUGAGCUCGGGAUCGAUCAUCUGUAUCCAGAACUCCAACGAUGCAGAGAUGAUCAAAUUCAUCGUCCGGGUACCGUCUAGAGUCAAUUACAUGGACCGCUUCCGCGACAACCUGCGCAACUUCAUCACGGAGUGCACUCCAGACGCUGGGGACGCACAGGGCAAGGUUAUUCAGCGAAUCACAAAGCAAUAUGGUGGCCCAGCGAUGAAGUGGGAUGGAGGUGAUACCUAUAACAUCGUCGGGCAGAUCGGUAAGGGCGCCUUUGCGACCGUUUACCAACUCGCUGAAAAGAUGACUGGAAAACUUCUCGCAGCUAAAGAGCUGGAAAAGCGCCGAUUCAUGAAGAACGGCAUGCUAGACAAGAAGAUCGACAACGAGAUGAAGAUCAUGCAAGACCUGCGUCACCCAAAUAUCGUCCAGUUCGCAGAGUACCACGACCAGGGCGAUUAUCUCUACAUCAUCAUGGAGUUCGUGCGGCAAGGAGAUCUACAAGGCUACCUUAAUAAUCAUGGAUCCAUGGAGGAGGAUGUUGCGAGGUCAAUGGCUCAGCAGAUCCUGAGCGCGCUUAGUUAUCUGCACCGCGCCAAGAUCACACAUCGCGACAUCAAGCCUGACAACAUUCUCAUCUCCGAUCUGGAUCCUUUUACGGUCAAGCUGUCCGAUUUCGGACUUUCAAAAGUUGUCAAGCACGAAGAGACCUUCCUCAAGACUUUCUGCGGAACUCUGUUGUACUGCGCUCCAGAAGUGUUCCCCGACUUCAACGGUCAAUCAAAGGGAACUAAACGUCGACGUGGUGCCAAGACGUACCACUCGUAUAGCUCUUCCGUGGACAUAUGGUCCUUUGGUGGUGUCCUAUGGUAUGCGCUAUGUGGCGAACCUCCGUUCAGGGGUAUCGCUGAUGCUACCGGCGAAGCCAUGUUCAAUAAUAUCAUGAAAUCGCCCCUCGACCCGACACCGCUACGCAAGGCUGGUGUGUCCCCUGCUUGUAUCGAUCUUCUUACUAGUAUGCUGCGAACCGACCCUGCAGAACGUCCAACCGAUCGCGACUGUCUCAACCAUCCUUGGCUUAAGGAAGGCACGGAAAUUCUCGCCGACCCGACUCUUCAGUCCAUUGCGGAAGAAGACGAGCCUGAGGAGGCCGAGCAGCAGCUGUCGCAGCUCAGUCUCCAGGAGGAGGAGAUCCCGGAGUCAGAUGAAGACGGAGGCAUUCUGUCCGAUGAAGAGCUCAUGGGCAUUGUCAACGAGCGUCAGCCAAAGCGAGUUCGCGCCGAUCCCCUGUACCCGCGCAACCAGGUACGUGAUCGUGGCGACUCAAGCGUUGAGCCGUCAUUUACUUCCUCACACCUUGUAAACGAGGAGAGCUUUCAAAUGGCCCCAACACCUAGGCAACCUCGUCUGUUUGGUGAAAUUGGCCAGUCAGCUUUGCAGAGUUCCGGCGUCUUGAGCGCUCAUGCCCAUGACGCCCUGUCGCAAGAUGGGUCUGUUCGCCUUGUCCAAAAUGAUGGAGCAGGCGAAACGAGUUACACCGCUGGUCAGUCGGAGUUUCAGGGUCCUUUCACUGCGCCCGCCCAACUAGAGCGCGGCUUUUCCUCGCCUAGCCUUCUUGGUACCGAGUCUUUGGUACGAGAUCUCAACAUGACCUCGCCGCACUCACCCGUAUCCAGGACACAGAGCCCGGUCAUGCCUGCGACCCCCAGGACCCCGGAGGUCGUUCAACACAAUUCUUUGGAACAGUCGUCCAAGGACUUCAGUCAGAUUAGUGAGCCAACUCCGAGAGCACGACCUAUCAAUCGCCAGAUCAAUCUUCCUUUGACUGCCUCCUAUUAUUACGAUCCGAUGGACCCGAACACGCAUAAUCUGGAGUACGCUUCCAGAGUGAGUGGGUUUGACUUCGUGUCCAAUGGCCGCAAUUCCAACACCGAAACAUCUGCAUAUCCGGACACAACAGCAGCUUCGGACGCAAGUGCGCAGUCGACAAGAUCAAGCAUUGCGAGAGCACCAUCUCCGGCGGCAGCAAUCCCUUCUGUUCCAGCGGAGCUUGAUAUCCGUCCACCACCCCGGCGACUGGGUAAGCUCAUCGCAACCCCCGACUCCUUCGCACCCAACCUUACUCUCAACAUCGAUCAGAGUAAGACUUCUUGGGGCCGCUUGAGCAACAAUACGAUCGUGUACGAACACAAAUCAGAUACUCGCGUUCCUAAAACAGCUUUCAUAGUGUUUUUCUACUCGUCAGGUGGCCAGACCCAAGAGACAGUGGAUGACCUGUCACAACAGGGCAAAGAUUGGACCAGCUUGGAGAAUUUGAACGUUGGUAUCUGGACUUGCGCCACACAUGGUAUCUCCAUAAACGGCAAACACUUGAAGCAAAAGGACGACAAGGGGCGUGUUAUCUACGGACAUCUACACACUGGUGACAUCAUACAAGUGUACCACGAUGUCCGCGGAAUCGAGUGCCUCAAAUUCCGCUGCGAGUUUUAUCUUGGAGCUGGCAAGGAGCCACGACCGGCGGGCGACAGCUUCAGCACCAUGAUUGGCAGCCGGCUGUCACAGUAA
This is a messenger RNA of Alternaria incomplexa, 3111 nucleotides long. RefSeq lists its product as uncharacterized. Gene Ontology annotation, cellular component: cytoplasm. Lineage: Eukaryota; Fungi; Ascomycota; Dothideomycetes; Pleosporales; Pleosporaceae. Gene Ontology annotation, molecular function: protein serine/threonine kinase activity; ATP binding; protein binding. The record is from RefSeq and is a predicted model, not a curated record. Gene Ontology annotation, biological process: peptidyl-serine phosphorylation; autophagy. The transcript has 2 exons. Bases 1 to 3111 code for a protein of 1036 amino acids.